This is a messenger RNA of Haliaeetus leucocephalus (bald eagle), 1904 nucleotides long. RefSeq names its product centromere protein O (gene CENPO). The record is from RefSeq and is a predicted model, not a curated record. NCBI's taxonomy places the organism in Eukaryota, Metazoa, Chordata, Aves, Accipitriformes, Accipitridae. Gene Ontology annotation, cellular component: kinetochore; Mis6-Sim4 complex. Bases 281 to 1147 code for a protein of 288 amino acids. The transcript is spliced from 7 exons.
GCAAAAGGUAAGAAAUGGCGUCGGGGGAGGCGGUGUCGUUCUGGCGGUGGGGAUAGGCGGGCGGUUUGAGCGCUGGUUGCUGUGCCGUCGGCCGCUGGGAUUGUGCCUGCCUGAGGGUCGGCCCGGGUGCUAGACCUGCCCUCGGUGCUUCUCAGAGUCCCGUUGCAGCUGCAGGAGGAAGAGGAAGGUCCCCUGAGGAAGAGCUCUGGCUGCUGGGACGGAGCCUGGCCAGGGAGGGCUGACAUCUGCCUUCUUGCUCGCAGGAGAGCGGCGAGGAAAGAUGGAGGAAGGGAAAAGGAAUUCAGCAGAAGGGGUGUUUGCUCACCUGGAAAGGCUGGAGGCACAAGCUCGUGAGGUAGCUGUGAAGCAAGAGAAAAUGAAGCAGGAAGAAGAGAAGCGGGCCAGGCUGAAAGCGAGAGUGCGGGAGCUGAGACUCCAGAGGGAUAAGCUGCUGGCUAAAGUGCGCCUGCAGAAAAAGCAACUUAGGGAAAAAAGAGCCAUGUCGGAUCCAGCAAAGUCUGGUGCUCGGGCUGUUUUGGAGUGGAAGAUAAAAAACAUUAAGGCCAUGCUGCAGGUCUCUUACCUCACAGGGAUCAAUGGGAAGCGGACCAAGCAGGGAGUGUGUUUCUGCAUCAGCACGGCUUAUGAGAGCACCUACUUGGAUUCCUACUACGUGCACCUUCUCGUCAAGCCAGAAGUGCAGAUUCACCAGCACUCUGUCCCCACCUUCAUCCCCCUGGAGCAGAUAGCCAAGCAGUACUUGCAGACGGACAUUGGGCGCUUCUUGUCUGUCCUGUCAGACCACCUCAAUGCUUAUGCUGGGAGGAAGUACCAAGCAGACCAGUUACAGGAACACUUUUCAGACCAGAUAGAAGGAACCUUGCAGAGGAACUCCUUGUGUAACUUGCUGGUCUUUAAUUACAAGGUGUCAAGUAAAAGCAAGACCUUUCCGUUCAACGCGAGGCUGCUUUAUGGAGAUCUCUGUUGCAGCCUCCCCACUGAAGUCAAUGUCUCCUGCACACCGGAUGCACCUGCAUCUCUAGCGGAGAUGGCAGCAGCUCACUCGGACCUGUUUAGCCGCGUGGCCCUGCACAAAGCCUUCCGCUCCUUCAGCAGCGAUGAAGAAAGCAUGGAUGGAGCACCAUAAGCCACCCGGGCUCUCCUCAGUAAAACACCUUCCCAAGCUUCCCUGCCUGUGGGGAGCGAUCUCGAAAUGUGUGUUUUCUCCAUGGUCUGCAGCACUGCUACUGGGAACCCCCUGAGGAUCUAUGGGCCCAGUUUGAAUCUUGAGAGUGAUGUUUUCUUGAGGCUUUGGGUGCCUGUUGUUGCAGGUAAUCUUUCCUUAGCACUGUGCUUCUUGCUUCCUUUGAGUGCCUCUUGUUGCAGGUAAUCUUUCCUUAGUGCUGUGCUUCUUGCUUGUUCGAGUGCUGAUUUCUGCGGUUGGUGCCGCAGAACUUCACAGUUGCAGGAAACAUCUCGCAGCUGGAAUCAGAAACUAUGUUAAAACUUCAGGGUCUUGGUGCUUUGGGGGUGAUGCCCUAUGGAUCAGCACCGUGCACUUAACCAGUGCACCUCAAAAAGACGGGAACAAGCAGAAUAGUCUGUAGCCUGCUUACUACAGCCAGGAAAGGACUUUAUAUUAGAAGCUGGAAGGGGUUGAGGGACAGAGGUGACGUUCAGUUAUUGCCAGCAGCAGCCCAUGCCCUCGUGUGGGCUGCCUUAACCCCCCCCCCCCCCCCCCACACAAACACACAACUUUCCAGAAAAUUUCACACCAGCAGUAGCUCUACACAUGCUGUUUCCUUCAGGCAUGGGGCAGCUUUGCUGGUGUCCUGUCCUGUUGUGCUUCAAAUCUCGAUGAGAUCCUUAAAAUCUUGCUGUUGUGUCACAGUAUUUUUUAAACU